Messenger RNA from Elgaria multicarinata webbii, 2255 nucleotides. It is a transcript of the gene CHAC1, whose product is annotated as ChaC glutathione specific gamma-glutamylcyclotransferase 1. Gene Ontology annotation, biological process: glutathione catabolic process. Lineage: Eukaryota; Metazoa; Chordata; Lepidosauria; Squamata; Anguidae. Gene Ontology annotation, molecular function: glutathione specific gamma-glutamylcyclotransferase activity; gamma-glutamylcyclotransferase activity. Bases 36 to 749 code for a protein of 237 amino acids. Gene Ontology annotation, cellular component: cytoplasm. The transcript has 3 exons. The record is from RefSeq and is a predicted model, not a curated record.
UUCCCUGGUUGCUUACCGGAAUCCUCUGCGGGGUCAUGAAGCGGGAUCCGCAGCAUCCGCAUCCUUCCAGCGGAGGGAAGCAAUCCCCUGGACGGCAGAAAGAGGGGCAGGGGCAGCAGCAGCAGGAGGAGGCGGAAUCCCCCCUUGCAGAAGAUGGGCCGCCGAAAUCCCCGCUCUGGGUCUUCGGCUACGGCUCGCUGGUGUGGAGACCCGAUUUCGAGUUCACCUCCCGCAAAGUGGGCUAUAUCCGCGGCUACACCCGCCGCUUCUGGCAAGGAGACACCUUCCACCGGGGCUGCGAAAAGAUGCCUGGAAGAGUGGUCACCCUCCAAGAAGAUUAUGAUGGGUGCACAUGGGGCGUUGCCUAUGAACUCCACGGAGAUCAAAUUGCUGCCUCUCUCAAGUACUUGAACAUGCGGGAAGCAGUACUUGGAGGCUAUGACACUAAGCUGGUGAAGUUCCACCCCCAGGAAAAAGAGACUGAUGAACCUAUCCUGGCCCUGGUCUACAUUGCAACCCCUCAGAACCCCUCCUACCUUGGUCCAGCAUCUGAAGAGGACAUCGCCGCUCAAAUAAUAGUCUCCAGCGGUCGUGCAGGCCACAACAUCGAGUACCUGCUACAGCUAGCGGACUUCAUGCGCUUCUGCUGCCCUCAGGUCGAGGAUGACCACUUGUUCUCCAUCGAGGAGGCUCUGAUCUCUGUCCUGCCCUGCCUGUACCAUGCUGAGGAGUCCUUUGUGGGAGAAUGAAUGUGGCUCGGCCAGCCAGAGGGGCUGGAAGAUUACUUUUUAACCAAGGACAGGCGUGAACUCAACGAACACAAAAUGUUUUAAUGCAGCGGAAGUCGGAUUAAUAAAGCCAGUGUGUGGCAUCGUUUGGGAGGGGGUGGUAGAGCAGCAGUUGCAUACCAACCACUUAGACAGCAUCUGACUGGCAACAGAACUGAGUGCAGACGGGAGAGAGCUGCUGUUGUCACUCUACCAGCUGUGUUGGGGAUGCAAAGCUGGCUGGACAAAUUCUGAGCCUAUGCAUGCUUACCUGGGAGCAAGUCCCAUUGAAUUUGAUGGGACUUACUUUGGAGGCAUCAUGCAUAGGGUUGUGCUGCUAAUUAUGGUUUUAAGAAGUCCAAGCUAAGCACUGUUCUUCAUACUUUUUAACGGGAGAGGAGGAUGAAGGUAUGGUGUGCUUUCAUUCGAGUACUUCUGAAGCCCCUCAUCCCACUCCCAAAAGCAGGGCUGUGGCUGUAAUGGUGAAACAUGUUGAGCUUUAGUCUACCUCACCCAUUGGCAAAGCUGCAGGUGUAGCAUUGAGUGCCUGCCUCUUUCUCCUGCCUCCAUUACACUGACUUGACCUUCACUCCUAUGCCGGGGUUUCCAGUGCAAUAUGAACUUCGCUUGCCUUCUUCAGGCUCUCAUGGGGCCAAUUUCCUUAGACAUGUCUGAAGUGAACAGUUAAUGCACUACUUUUUUAUAACUUGAAUCUGUAUUUAUUGUAAUGAACAUACAUGUGCAUAUAUAUAUAUAUAUAUAUAUUUCGUGAUGAGAACGUGUCCAUGUUUGCUCAUGUCCUAGCAGAUGUGCUGAGGAGCAGGAGGUGUUGCAAGUUUUUGGGGUGGGCCUUCUGGUUUUAGAAUGGCUUUUCUGUCUUCUAGUGGGGAGCUUCCAGUCAGAGUGGCUGCUCCAGGUCUGCUCACUUGAGGUAGCUCUCUGCUAACAAUAUCAUUAUAUACAUCUACUGUACAAUACAGCUGUUCUCCUUCUGCACCAUCUCUGCCUCCUUUCUGCUUAUGUGACUGCAAGGUAUAAACACCAAGCUCUGUCUAUCACAACACAGUCCAACUGUGCCAAUACAUUAGUUAAUGAAACCUUCCUUUGCCCAAUGGUUCGGUUUCCUAAAAGCACAAUAAACCAAGGGAGGCACUGAGUUUGACACGGAAGAAAGACCUGUGCUGAUUAUUGUCAACAAAGAGCAGGGGUGGGUGCCUUAAGGUCCUCAGCUUUCAUCAGCCCUACCCAGCAUAGCCAAGGGUGAGGGAUGAAGGAAGUUAUAUUCCAGCAACAGCUGGAGGGCCACAAAUUUCCCACUCACUGACCUAAGGAGGUCUUUGAAGAAGCCAACCUGGAAAGGACAGCUUUAGUUCCCUGUGUCUAGAAUAGCUAUUAUAAGAAGCUGCUGCUAUUGCAAGGUUUUUGUUAAUAAACCUUGAAGCAAAAUGGGGAAAAACUAAUAGCAUCUUAGUGCUAUUUCUGUCUGUA